ACCAAUAACCAAGGCGUUCUUGAAAUAUGUCCGGUCCCAUUUGGAAAAUAUGUACAUUGUCCAAAGCUGAACACGCAACACACGAUCACUCUACAACUCAACGUUAUACUCCUAUCAAACACAAACAGAAUUGAACAUCAUGGCUACAACAACUUCGUCUUUUAUGUUUCUUAAACGAAUUCUUACAUCAUCGCCUUGUCGUGCCAGAAUUGGAUCCCUCAGAUAUUCCAAAUUAACAAUCAAGGCUCAAUCUUCUGAUGUCAGAAAGGAACAUGUUGUAAUCGUGGGUGGUGGGAUAGCAGGCCUUGCAACUGCACUAUCCCUUCACAGGCUUGGUGUUCGGUCUUUGGUACUGGAACAGUCGGAGUCACUUAGAACUGGUGGAACUUCACUCACCCUUUCCAAAAAUGGGUGGAGUGCUCUUGAUUCAAUUGGAGUAGCAAAUUAUCUCAGAACUCAAUAUUUAGAAAUUCAAGGGAUAGUGCUGAAAUCUGAGGAUGGAAAAGAACUACGUGCUUUAAAUUUCAAAGAAAAGGACGGAAGCCAAGAGUUGCGUGCAGUGGAGAGGAGGGUACUUUUGGAAACCUUGGCUGGACAACUGCCUACGGAUACCAUUCAAUAUUCUUCACGGUUGGUCAAGAUUGAACCAAGUCCAAAUGGGGAUACCUUCUUGGAAUUUUUGGAUGGGUCUAAAAUACUUGCAAAGAUUGUAAUAGGGUGCGACGGCAUUCGAUCCCCGAUAGCUAAGUGGAUGGGAUUUUCUGAGCCAAAUUACGUUGGUUAUUGUGCUUUCCGUGGACUUGCCUCCUAUUCAGAUGGACAACCUUUUGAGCUACGGGUGAAUUACAUCUAUGGAAAAGGGUUACGUGCAGGAUAUGUUCCUGUUUCUCCUACCAAAGUGUAUUGGUUUGUCACCUUCAAUAGUUCAUCUCCAGGUCCUAAAACAACCGAGCCAUCGGUGCUAAAGAAGCAAGCUAAGGAUCUUGUAGAAAACUGGCUUCCAGAGCUACUAAACAUAAUGGAUUCUACGCCGGAUGACACUAUAGUCUUGACUCCGUUGAUGGAUCGAUGGCUUUGGCCAUGGAUAAGUCCACCUGUUUCUAGAGGUAGAGUUGUACUCGUUGGAGACGCUUGGCACCCAAUGACUCCAAAUAUUGGGCAAGGAGCAUGUUGUGCUCUAGAGGAUGCAGUCGUUCUUGCUAAAAAGCUUGCUGCAGCCAUUAACUCUGAUGACGACACUUCUAUCGAAGACGCUUUUAGAUCAUAUGGCAAUGAAAGAUGGUUGCGCAUAUUUCCACUAACCAUACUGGCAAACCUUGUGGGUUCGAUUUCGCAGUCGGACAACCCACUGGUGUGUUAUGUUAGAAACAAUAUUGUCAGGGACAGAGUCAGGAAAAAUAGUUAAGGGUGGCGAAAAUUUUACACAUAUACAUAGUUGUUUUUAUGUUUGAAAUAAUUCAUUUGAGUUAAUUUUUUUAUUAAAUGCAUCA
This is a messenger RNA of Medicago truncatula (barrel medic), 1490 nucleotides long. Its product is annotated as monooxygenase 3. Lineage: Eukaryota; Viridiplantae; Streptophyta; Magnoliopsida; Fabales; Fabaceae. Gene Ontology annotation, molecular function: FAD binding. The coding region runs from base 140 to 1405 and encodes 421 amino acids. The record is from RefSeq and is a predicted model, not a curated record. The transcript has 6 exons.